Mercenaria mercenaria is the source of this 2471-nucleotide messenger RNA. RefSeq names its product cytochrome P450 1A1-like. The transcript has 2 exons. The record is from RefSeq and is a predicted model, not a curated record. NCBI's taxonomy places the organism in Eukaryota, Metazoa, Mollusca, Bivalvia, Venerida, Veneridae. Bases 522 to 2030 code for a protein of 502 amino acids. Gene Ontology annotation, molecular function: heme binding; oxidoreductase activity, acting on paired donors, with incorporation or reduction of molecular oxygen; monooxygenase activity.
GAGGGCAAUGUCUUUGGCGUAGAAGCUUUAACCCGCACUCGCACCCCUGCGUUUAGCUUUGUCGGAGUUAUUUUUUUCUUAAGACGGAGCUUUUACAUCUACCCUUUCGAUGACACUAGUUGUACAAAAAUGUAAUAAAAUUGAAAGUAAUGCUAUUAACUUGACAGUGUAGGGUCAGCGAGAGUUUUGGGGGUCUUCAGUGAAUAGUUUUGAGUUAACUUGACACAAAUACUUAGCGGUUUAACUGUGAUGCAUUUUUUUUUGUGUUUUUCCGGCAACGGUUUUUGUCUUCAUCGUUUUAUAAAGAUUUCAUUGGCAACCGAUGUAGUUAUAUCCAGGUUUGAAAUAAGUGUUAUCAUUGUGCUGAUUAACUUUGAAAUAUAUGUCUAUACAUUUGUUAUCUUGUCCUUUUCGGUGUAAAACUAGAACACCACGAGAUAAACAAUGAAUAAAUUUGAAUUUACUUUUUUUUAGUUUAAUAUUGAACAUAGCGAAAUCAAGCUCUGUUUAAAUUUUCUAAAAUGUCGGGAUUAACACUAGUUUUAGGGAUUCUCUCUACAACUUUUAUUACAUUCUUAUUUUUUAAAUGGUUCUUGCAAAAUAGAGGAAAGAGGUAUCCAAAAGGGCCAAUGGGAUUUCCGAUCAUUGGACAUUUACCGUUCUUCGGCAGUCACCCGCCUUCAACAUUCAUGAAAUGGCGGGAGUCUUAUGGGGAUGUAUUUUCGAUUAGGUUGGGGAGUUGGCAAGCUGUUGUGGUAAACGGUUACAAAGCGGUUAAGGCCGCGGCCGAACACCCAAACGACGCCUUUAGUGGCAGACCAAACUUCGUUUCAAUGGAGGUUGCAGCCGAACUUAUCAACGAGGAAACAUUUGCCUUUGGUAAUUUCACUCCAGUAUAUCUAAAACAAAGAAAACUAACAUCAAAAGCACUGCGUUUGUUUACGUUCAAAAGAUCAGACGUUAUUGAAGAAUUGGUUACAAACGAGGCUAACGCCUUUGCAGACGCUCUAAUAAGGAAGUACAGUACAACUCCAGGCUAUAUAGAACUUGAUGUUCAGAUUCUAGUUACACGGAUAAUUUACCAAUUUCUCUAUGGAAGAGGUAAACAUGUUGAUGUUGACAGACAUGUUAAAACAAUCAUUAACUUACUGGAUGAAAUUAAUGAAUUUUCCGGAAGUGGGAGUGCUAUAGAUGUGUUGCCAUGGUUACGAUACAUCAUGCCUGGGAAAAUUGAAGCGUUUCGAAAACUGGCAACAGAAUCAGUUGGUUUAAUGAGAGAGCAAAUACAAGAGCACUAUGAAUCGUUUUCUGCAGACGACAUUAGAGACGUGACGGAUGCUAUCAUAGCAAGUGAUGCAGAGGACGAAGAAAACAAAGACAAACAUAUGUUGACAAGGGCAAGGUUGAAUCUAACGUUGGCUGAUCUACAAGGAGCCGGGGUGGACACAACGAACAAAACAUUGUCUUGGCUGUUACUUUACAUGACCAAAUUCCCACACAUUCAAGAGCGUGUGUUUGCAGAGAUAGAUACUGUCGUUGGAAAAUUCCGGAAUGUUCAGUUGAAGGACAAGCCUGACCUUGUAUACACGAAUGCUGUUAUUCUUGAAGUUGCGCGAACUGUUACACAGUUACCAUUUUCACUUCCACAUUUUUCAAUGAAAGAUGCAAAGAUAGAAGGACUUGAUGUAGAUAAGGACACUGUCGUAAUAUUCAAUUUGUACUCUGUACACCACGAAAAAGAGUUCUGGGGAGAUCCAGAAUGUUUCCGCCCAGAACGGUUUAUACUCGAUGAUAAUACCUUAGAUUCAGAUAAAAGCAAUCACAUUGUGGCUUUUGGUCUUGGUAGACGCCGUUGUGUUGGAGAAUUCCUCGCAAAAAUGAAUGUUUUUCUGGCCUUUUCAAACAUCAUGCAAAAAUGCAAGUUUGUGAGACCACCGGGUGAACGCCUGGAUCUAACUCCCAUACCUGGUCUUGUGUACACGUCCAAAAACUUUAAGGUGCUUGUACAGGAAAGAUCUUCAUCUUUAUGAAGUCAUAUGUUGUUUUCCCCUUGGGGCAGAGAAAUUGGCUGCAACCACCUGUCCUUUCGCCCGUCUAUCCGUCCACAACACUUCAUACCCAAUCAAUAUCUUUGCCAUCCGUCAAAGGUUUUCGAAAUUAACCGUUAGAAAUGUUCCUCAUUAUAGGACACUUUGUCGUGUGCAAUAUUCAGGCCUUAGUUCCAACGACAAUGUCAAACUUGGAGGUCAAAUAUUAAUAGGGUCUGUUUCAUAUCCAAUGAACUAGUAGGUCUAUUUUAAUUCAACAGCGAUAUCAGAUAUUAAUUCAAAAUUUUUAUUAUUAUGGAACUACUUUUUUACAGGUGUUUGUUUAUUUUGUUACAGAAUUUGCUUUUUGUUCGGCAAAUAGCUUUAUAGCUAGUGUUGUACUAUUAUACCUUAUCCGACAUAAAAUAACGCUUUUUUAUCAUG